ACAUUCUCGAUCAUCACUGUUCCCGUCAUCUUUCAUUCUCUCUCAUUUUUCUUACCAAGAAAAAAGGAACCAACAAAAUUAUAAUAAAAAAUAAAAAAUAAAAAAUAAAAACUACCUCAUCACCAGAUCUGAGAAGCUCUCUAUAUUAUUUGUUUGUGUUUUCGUUCUUUAAUCCUUCAUUUCUUUUUUUGAUACUUAAAGAUGCAAUUUUUAUAUGAAUUCUUCAAUCUUUGCUGAAUGGGUAUUGAUCAAAAUGUGUAACUGAAGCUGUGUUAGGCUUUAUUUUUUUUGUUUUCUUGUAUUGAGUUGGCAAUAAAGAUACAUUCUUUAUUAAUAUUCAGAGAAGAAUGAUGAUUCUGAUUUUUGUAGAUUUUUAGUUGAUUAUAUUAUGUAGAUUUAAACUGGGUUGGGUUUUUUCGGUUAAUUUUUGCGGGGGGAGAUUGAUUUACCGGAAAUUGAUUUGCGAUGAUGACGUCAUCACCUCCUCGGCAGUCCGACGACGGAGGAGGAGGAUCGAAUUAUAUUCAACACCAAGUUACAAAAUUUGAUACCCUUCCUGGUGUAGCAAUCAGAUAUGGCGUUGAGGUGUCUGAUAUUAAGAAGUUGAAUGGGCUGGUUUCGGAUCUCCAAAUGUUUGCUCGAAAGACACUUCAAAUACCAUUACCUGGGAGGCAUCCACCAUCACCUGCUGUCUCAAAUGGUCAAGACACCCAAGGGCCAAGCAGCUCUGAGCAGAUCCCUCCUAUGAACAAAUACCCUGAUUUGUUUGGUUCAUUUCAAUCCCUGAAAUUGAAGUCUUCCUCCCAGCAAAGAGUUUCACCAGCCAUGAGCUCUUUACUAGGUUAUCAGGGCCCUAAACUGGCAGAUCAGAAAGUUGCAUCUGAAGGUUUUGAAAUGGCUGUCUAUCGGAAAGGAGUAUCACAUUAUUUAGAAGAUGGACCAUUUGUCAUGUCAACUCAUCAUUCUAAUCAACCACGUGGUCUUCAUAGAAAAUGUAAAAGUGUAGCUAAUGAUAUGUCAGAGAACGGAGUAGGUAGCGCUGAAAAUUGCUCUAAUAGAUUGUUCGAGAAAUUGUCUAGAAGGCGCCAAAAAUCUGAGGCUGAUUUCAGUUCCCGCACGCCAGAAGUGCUGUUGAAAGAAGAUAACAGCAGUGGCAGCGGGUUUUCUGCUGCUGCUGGCAAAGGUUUGGCUUUGCGACCUAAAUCAGCUAGUCGAAUUCUCCUUGGACCAGAUGCUGAAGCAAGUUCCAUAAAUCCUAUCACUAUGCUGUUGAACGAUUCUUUUCUGAACGACAGUGCAAGUGUCAGGAAGUCAUCGAGUACACCGAGUUUGCAGGAAUCAGACAGUAGCACGUUAUCUUCCCUAUGGACAACAUCCAAGUGGAAUUUGAAGCCAGAUUUCCAGGCAAUUUCUACUGCCGCAAUUACCAAACCAAUCUUUGAUAGCCUUCAAAAGCCCACUGGUCCUCGAAAAAGCAAGACUGCUGUUGAUUAGCUAUUCUUUCUGCAUUUUUUGUUAGUCCUCUUCUUAAGAACUAGAAACUGAAAACUAGCUAUAAAAGUAAAGCACUAAAAAUACUGGCUUAUUGCUGUCAUUUCAUCUUCCAUUCCUUUUUUUCUGUUGCAAAAAAAGGUUAAGUUUAUUCUUAGAGUUGAAAA
Solanum pennellii is the source of this 1658-nucleotide messenger RNA. RefSeq lists its product as uncharacterized. NCBI's taxonomy places the organism in Eukaryota, Viridiplantae, Streptophyta, Magnoliopsida, Solanales, Solanaceae. The transcript has 3 exons. The record is from RefSeq and is a predicted model, not a curated record. Bases 466 to 1494 code for a protein of 342 amino acids.